This is a messenger RNA of Balaenoptera ricei (Rice's whale), 1578 nucleotides long. Its product is annotated as transmembrane protein 180-like. The record is from RefSeq and is a predicted model, not a curated record. Lineage: Eukaryota; Metazoa; Chordata; Mammalia; Artiodactyla; Balaenopteridae.
AUGGCAUUUUUAAAUAUCAAACCCAUUGCUUGGGCAUUUUCUAGGAUAACAUUAGGGACUGAAAUGCUAAAUUCUAUCUUCAAUUUCUACUAUGUAAAGGUUUUUUUACACCUGUACAAGAUUUCAGAAGUGGCCUUUUACCAAGCACAGAUGAUUUUAAUGAUUUGGAAUGCUCUUAAUGACAUGACUGGGUAUUUUCACAACGACUGUAAGGCUGACUGCUGUUCCAGUCGUCAUAGUUCUGUUUUGUAUGGUGGCCCUUUAUAUGCAAUAGCCUUCCUGCUUCCUUGGCUCCCUUGGAAGUACUAUCAUGAAGGUGACUGGCUUAGUGGGCUUCACCUGGUGGUAUCAUUAUCCCCAUUAUGUGCUUUUGAUAGCACGCUUACCUUUGUUCAGCAAGCCCAGUGUGUACUCUUUGCAGAAAUUUUCACUAGAUAUUUCACUAGUCGGCUAAUUAUUUAAAUUAUUUUCACUAAUUUCACUAGUCGGCUUCAGCUUAUUAAAAUCAACCAAGUGGCAUCACUGGUAGGAUCUACCAGUAUCCUUUUCUGUGGUCUCAUCUCUGAUGACAUGGAAAUUUUGCUCAGUUUUCAGGCCAUCACUGUUGAUGCUAUUCUUGCUACUGCCAGCCUUUACACUGGCAUGCGCCACGUGAGUCACUUAGAACCUAAAAGAAGCCCUGAGGAAAACCCUUUCUCUGAAACUGAAUAGGAUCUCCCCUGGACCUCCGUCAUCUCAGUGAUGAGACAAAUCUUGAUCCAGAAAAACUUUCGCCUUUUUCUGAUAAUGAAUUUCUUCCAAGUCUUCCAUUUAACCUUCUUCAGUAACUUCAUGAUGAUCUUUGUUGGUAAUCUCAUUCCUAAGGAUGUUCUUCCUUCUUCCAUAAGGAGCAUCAUGUAUGGGGCAGGCUUUCUCUGCCCACAGUGCCUUGUACUUAUCAGCCAGUCCCGGCUGAGGAAGUUUGGUUACUAUAUAUUUUCAUUCUACCUAGAAGGAACAGCCUCCAUUGUCAUGUUACUUCUUGGACAGCAAUACUAUUAUUUUUUGGCUCUUUAUCUCACUAUUAUCAUGGUGAUUGUGCAAGCUUCUUUUUGCUCAUUUAAUCUGCCACUAGCUGACAUGGUCGAUGCAGAUUUACUGAAGUUCAACUGGCAGUCACCCCUUUCCUCAAUGGUCUUUGGCAUCAAUGCUUUAUUUACCAAACCUGCUCAGUCUUUAGCUCCCAUGAAGAUACUCUCUAGGCUAAACCAGUAUGGAUAUGGAAACCCAAACAAAAGUGGUUAAGCAUCUGCCUGCCAAUGCAGGGGACACGGGUUCGAGCCCUGGUCCGGGAAGCUCCCACAUGCUGCGGAACAACUAAGCCCGUGCACCACAACUACUGAGCCUGCAUGCCACAACUACUGAAGCCCGGCUAACAAGAGAAGCCACCGCAAUGAGAAGCCCGUGCACCACAAUGAAGAAUAGCCCCUGCUCACCGCAACUAGAGAAAGCCGGCACACAGCAACGAAGACCCAAUGCAGCCAAAAAUAAAUAAAUUUUUAAAAAACUAAAAAAUAAUAAAAAGUAUACAUGAAAACA